AUGGUCGCCUCUGCCUCGUCCACCCCGCAGCCCUCCGCCCUAACCACCCUGAUCGGCUCAACCAACAGCGCCGCCGACGCCGUCGCCGCUCUCAGUGUCCAAAUUCUUCACAACCUCCAACACCAACAUCUUUGGACUUCCUUACGAAUCCAUGACCCUUGUAGUCUCUCCCCCCGCCAACAUGCUCCCUUAAUCUCCGGUUUUCCUCCGCAAACGGUCUACACGCACCCCGAUGAACAAGCGUACCUCCUCGAACACCGCAUCUCCCCUGACUCUGUGCCAGUAGAAAGAGAAUGGAUUAUCCCCACGGCCCAGGGCCAGUCGUGGACUUUGAAAAAGCUAUCUGGGCUGUUUGAUUCCCUGCCAGAGAAAAAAGAGGAUUUACCGGAGGAAGAUAUAUCAGCAGAGGGGAAACCGAGAGAUAUGAAGUUGGAAGAGUUUAUUAGGCGCAAGAAAGAAGAGCCUUGGGCAGGGAAAAGAGCCCUGCUGGCAAUGGUGAAUAGAAACAUGGGUGGUGAUGGCACUGUGGUGUACUACGUAGUGCUUGAAGGUGCUAUUAAGCCUAGACAGAAUUGA
This is a messenger RNA of Ophidiomyces ophidiicola, 576 nucleotides long. RefSeq lists its product as uncharacterized. Gene Ontology annotation, biological process: tRNA splicing, via endonucleolytic cleavage and ligation; tRNA-type intron splice site recognition and cleavage. Gene Ontology annotation, cellular component: tRNA-intron endonuclease complex. The coding region runs from base 1 to 576 and encodes 191 amino acids. The record is from RefSeq and is a predicted model, not a curated record. The transcript has a single exon. Gene Ontology annotation, molecular function: nucleic acid binding. Lineage: Eukaryota; Fungi; Ascomycota; Eurotiomycetes; Onygenales; Onygenaceae.